UUAUCAUCACGUCCCAUUUUUAUAUUUAAAUCACUUGUAGGUCCUAAUUUGUUACAGUGUUCUUAGUUUGUAGUUGUUAGUAGUUGUAGAAGAUGUGGUUCGUGGUGUGUCUCGUUCUGGUUCCGUUAGUAGCUGGUGCUGAGAAGGACUUUAUUAAUUUCGGUGAAUUCGAGUGUCCCAGAGAAGAGAAAGCACUAGGCAGAUGUCUGCGAGACGCGCUGAACGCCUACAUACCACAACUAGCAACAGGAGUGCCAGAAUACGGAGUGCCACCAUGUGAGCCCCUGAUAGUGCCAGCUCUGUCCAUCCAGCAGUCGUCAGGCCCCAUAUCUGUGAGGUCCAGUUACUCCAACGUGACAGUGAAAGGACCUUCCAAAAUGAGGGUCAAGGAUGUUGACGUAAACACACAGCUGCACCGCGUGGUAGCGAGGCUGUACAUCCCGGACCUGCAGAUGACAGGCAACUACCGGGUGACGGGCAAGCUGCUCAUGUUGCCCAUCGAUGGACAGGGGCAGUUCGCUGCUAAAUAUGGUGACAUAGACGCGACAGUGACGAUAAUAUUAGGUCGUCAGCCUCGCCCCACCGGAGUAGAUGCCCUCAAAUGUGAAGACCUGGCAGUCUCCUUCCACGUCGGACACGCCACCAUGAAACUUGGCAACCUAUUUGGUGCUGACGAUGAGUUCAGUCACUCACUAAACCAAUUCCUGAAUGACAACUGGCAGAAGUUGAUCGAAGAGUUGCAGACGCCUAUGGAGGUAGCUCUGAGGGACUUCCUGAAGCCUCUAGCAGACCACACCUUCGCCACUCUUAACGCUGAUGAUAUUCUGUCCAAUUAAUGAAGACAUGAUGAUAA
This is a messenger RNA of Spodoptera frugiperda (fall armyworm), 853 nucleotides long. Its product is annotated as protein takeout-like. The record is from RefSeq and is a predicted model, not a curated record. NCBI's taxonomy places the organism in Eukaryota, Metazoa, Arthropoda, Insecta, Lepidoptera, Noctuidae. Bases 93 to 836 code for a protein of 247 amino acids. The transcript has 6 exons.